GUUUGGGUUGCUGAUCACGCUGGGAGAGGCGUUCGCCUAUGUCGUCAGCGGGAUGUACGGCGAUCCGCGAGCUCUUGGGAUGGGCACCUCUGCGCUGAUCAUCGCGCAGCUGUUUUUUGCCGGAGUCAUCGCCAUUCUGUUAGAUGAGCUGCUGCAGAAGGGAUACGGACUGGGCUCCGGUAUCUCUCUCUUCAUUGCCACGAACAUCUGUGAGACCAUCGUGUGGAAGGCUUUCAGUCCGACGACCAUCAACACUGGGAAAGGCACCGAGUUCGAGGGCGCCAUCAUUGCUCUGUUCCACAUAAUGAUCUCCAGACCAGACAAGAAGUUAGCACUGUCGGAAGCAUUCUUCCGACAAACUGCUCCCAACAUCACCAACCUCAUAGCGACACUCUUUGUCUUCUUCAUUGUUAUCUACUUCCAAGGUUUUCAGGUGGAUUUGUCUUGCAAAUUCCACAAGAUCCGCGGCCACCGCGGCAUCUACCCUGUCAGAUUAUUCUACACCUCCAACAUCUCCAUCAUCCUCCAAACAGCUCUUGUUUCUAACCUCUACUUCUUCUCCCAGCUGCUGUACCGGCGGUUCAAAUCGAACAUGCUGGUCAACCUACUGGGCCAGUGGGAAGAUACAGACUAUGGCGGCGAGUCCAUACCAAUAGGAGGACUCGCCUACUACAUUUCCCCUCCCAGCACCUUCGCCAACAUCAUCGACGAUCCCCUCCACGCCUUCUGCUACAUACUCUUCGUGCUCCUUUCCUGCGCGAUCUUCUCCAAAUACUUCAUAGAGGUUAGUGGCUCUUCCUCGCGAGACGUCGCGAAGAUGCUGAGAGAUAGACAAAUCAUGUUCAAAGGUUACCGGGAGAAGUCUCUCCUACACGUCUUGAACCUGUACGUGCCCAUUGCAGCCGCCUUUGGGGGGAUGUGCAUCGGCAUGUUAACUAUCGUCGCCGACUUUCUGGGCGCGAUCGGGUCGGGGACCGGCAUCUUGCUGGCUGUGACCAUUAUCUACCAGCACAUGGAGAAUGCCCAACGUGAAAGAGAGCAGUGCACGAUGCUGUUCUGA
Symbiodinium sp. CCMP2592 is the source of this 1060-nucleotide messenger RNA. The record is from the annotation of a GenBank genome assembly. Lineage: Eukaryota; Dinophyceae; Suessiales; Symbiodiniaceae.